ACAUAAUACACUCUCUCGCAUUCUCCCUCUCUAGUCUCCAUCAAAUUCUCUAUAUAUGUCGAAUUCGGACUACAACAACGACGCCGCCGGCUGGGCAGCUGAAGCAGGGGAGGAGAAGCUGACGCCUCGUCGGGCCCGUUGGAACACCGGCCUCUUCGAUUGCAUCGGACGGAACGACAAGUUCAGUACUAGCGAUCGUCAAGUUUGCCUCCUUGGAAGUGUGGCCCCAUGUGUGCCUUAUGGGAGGAAUGCUGAGAGACUUUACUCAGGUCGUUGGAUUUUUGUAGAGCACUGCCUCUACUACUGUUUUAUGCUCUUGAUGCAGAUUGUCACUUGUGUCAGAAACCCCAGCCCCUUAUUCCUGGGUGCAUAUCCUGGCUUGAUUACAUUUCAUUCCCGUAGGGAUAUCCACGAAAAGUUCAACAUAGAGGGUGGUUGUGAGGCAUUGAACAGGUCCUAUGGAUGCUGGAAAUGCUGUUUGGAGCAAGAGGAAUGUUAUGACAUCUUCAUUCAUUUAUUCUGUCAUGCGUGUGCGCUUUGCCAGGAAGCUCGUGAACUUCAUUGUAGGUUUCCCGAUCCUGGGUUUAAUUCCCAACCUCUCUUGGUUACGAUCCCGCCCGGACAGCAGACCAUGGGUCGCGAUGGUGUUUGAGAGGGGGACAAAAUGAGGAGGAAGUAGAGUGGGAGCAGCUAUUUCUGUGUUUUCGAAAGGGAGAGUGAAAUGAAACAUUUGUUUCAUUACUUGUAAAUAUUACGAGCACAGUAGCUAGGCUGAUGCAGCAGCUGAUUUGACUCAGAAGUUAGACAGUUAGAGUUGAUGUUUCCAACAUUCUGCCAAAAGAGUUCAUGUUUUCACGGGUGGAAUCCACACCAAUGAUUUUGUGAUGAACAAUGUACCUCGAGCACUUAUUUUGUAGUGAAAAAAACUCUUGGAACAUU
Rhododendron vialii is the source of this 939-nucleotide messenger RNA. Its product is annotated as cell number regulator 8-like. The transcript is spliced from 3 exons. The record is from RefSeq and is a predicted model, not a curated record. The coding region runs from base 56 to 652 and encodes 198 amino acids. Lineage: Eukaryota; Viridiplantae; Streptophyta; Magnoliopsida; Ericales; Ericaceae.